AUGUCGGCCGAGAAGACGGACUACUCCAGGUGGCGCCUGCUGGACCAGCGCGGCCGCCAGACCUGGCACUACCUCGACUCCGACAACGACGUUGCCAAAUGGCCGCAGUCGCUCGCCGACAAGUACCACCUCGGCCUGCCUACCGACUUGCCCGAGCUGCCGCCCGCAAAGACUCCCAUCCAAUCGAUCCAAAACUGCCUUGAAUUCUUCUCCCAGCUCCAGCUCCCCUCCGGCCAGUGGGCAUGCGAGUAUGGCGGCCCCAUGUUCCUCCUGCCAGGCUUGAUCAUCACCUGGUAUGUCACCGAAACACCUAUCCCGGAGGCCUACCGGACGGAAAUUAAAAACUACCUCUUUGCGCGACAACAUCCGGUGGACGGAGGAUGGGGGCUGCACAUUGAAGGCGAGACGUCCGUUUUCGGCACGGCCAUGAACUACACGUCUCUGCGCCUGCUUGGCGCGAGCGCCGAAGAUCCUCGCAUGAUCAAAGCAAGAGGCACGCUGCACAAGAUGGGCGGCGCCGUCAACGGGCCGCACUGGGCCAAGUUUUGGCUCAGCGUGCUGGGCGUCAUGAGCUGGGACAUUGUCAAUCCCGUUCCUCCUGAGCUUUGGCUGCUCCCGGACUGGGUGCCCAUUGCGCCCUGGCGCUGGUGGCUUCACAUGCGCCAAGUCUACCUCCCCAUGGGGUUCAUCUGGUCGAAGCGUUGGAGCUACAAGUUGACCCCGCUGACCGAGGAGUUGCGCCAAGAGCUGUUCACCCAGCCUUACGCAAGUAUCAAUUGGAUUGCUCACCGGAACAGCAUCUCGCCACGGGACAACUACCACCCGAAGACCUGGGUCCUGAACACGGCAAACUGGUUCCUGGUGAACGUGUGGAAUCCAUACCUGCGAACAAACUUUAUUGUCAAGCGCGCUGAAGACUGGACGUGGCACCUUAUCCAGCGUGAAGAUGAGAACACCGGUUACGCCGAUCUGGCACCCGUCAAUGCGCCCAUGAACACAAUUGCUUGCUACAUUAAGGAGGGUCCUGACGCUUACUCUGUUCGGAAGCAUCGUGAGAGGUUGCUUGAAUACAUGUGGGUCAAGAACGAGGGCAUGCUCAUGAACGGGACCAAUGGUGUGCAGGUUUGGGACACGUCUUUCCUCAUCCAAGCUGUCGUGUCCGCCGGCUUGGCGCAAGAUCCGCGCUGGAAGCCCAUGCUGACCAAGGCCUUGGAAUUCCUCGAGGACCAACAAAUUCGUGAAAACUGCCGUGACCAAGAGUCUUGCUACCGCCACAGACGCAAAGGUGCCUGGGCUUUCAGCACGAAAGAGCAGGGAUAUACCGUGUCUGACUGCACUGCCGAGGGCGUCAAAUCCGUGAUGUUUCUGCAAGACAUUCCCGACUACCCUAAGCUCGUCUCUGACGAACGCAUCAAGGAUUCGAUUGAUCUGCUACUCACCAUGCAGAACGCGUCGGGCGGGUGCUCUUCGUACGAGCCCACUCGCGGAUCCGAGAAGAUGGAGUACCUGAACGCGGCCGAGGUGUUCGGGCGCAUCAUGGUCGAAUACGACUACCCGGAGUGCACGACGGCGGUAGUGACGGCGCUGUGCACGUUCCGCGCGCGGUACCCAGACUACCGCAGCGAGGACAUCGAGGCGUUUAUCCAGCGGGCGCUGGCGUACAUACGGCGGGCACAGCGGCCCGACGGCUCCUGGUACGGCAGCUGGGGGAUCUGCUUUACGUACGCGGGCAUGUUCGCGCUGGAGUCGCUGCGGAUGGUGGGCGAGACGCACGCGACGUCGGAGCGGGUGCGGCGCGCGUGCCGCUUCUUCAUCGAGCGCCAGAUGGAGGACGGCGGGUGGGGCGAGAGCUACAAGAGCUGCGAGGACCAGGCGUGGCGCCCGCACGAGCGCAGCCAGGUCGUCCAGACCGCUUGGGUCUGCAUCGCCCUGCUUGAGGCUGACUACCCGGACAAGGAACCGAUCCGCCGCGCGCUGCGCCUUAUCAUGAGCAGACAGCAGCCGGACGGCCAGUGGCUGCAGGAGGCUAUCGAGGGCGUCUUCAACAAUAGCUGCAUGAUCUCGUACCCGAACUACAAGUUCGUCUUCCCGAUGAAGGCGCUGGGCAUGUACGCGCAGAAAUACGGCGACGAGGCGCUGCUCUAA
Messenger RNA from Aplosporella prunicola CBS 121167, 2145 nucleotides. RefSeq lists its product as uncharacterized. Lineage: Eukaryota; Fungi; Ascomycota; Dothideomycetes; Botryosphaeriales; Aplosporellaceae. Gene Ontology annotation, molecular function: lanosterol synthase activity. The record is from RefSeq and is a predicted model, not a curated record. Gene Ontology annotation, biological process: ergosterol biosynthetic process; triterpenoid biosynthetic process. The transcript is spliced from 3 exons. The coding region runs from base 1 to 2145 and encodes 714 amino acids. Gene Ontology annotation, cellular component: lipid droplet.